Molecule: messenger RNA, 3823 nt
Organism: Truncatella angustata
Lineage: Eukaryota; Fungi; Ascomycota; Sordariomycetes; Amphisphaeriales; Sporocadaceae
Product: ribosome 60S biogenesis N-terminal-domain-containing protein
Exons: 1
Coding region: 249-3641 (1130 amino acids)
Biological process (GO): maturation of 5.8S rRNA from tricistronic rRNA transcript (SSU-rRNA, 5.8S rRNA, LSU-rRNA); maturation of LSU-rRNA from tricistronic rRNA transcript (SSU-rRNA, 5.8S rRNA, LSU-rRNA)
Cellular component (GO): nucleolus
Source: RefSeq, a predicted model, not a curated record
CAGAAUCCCAACUUUCAAUGCGCUGCAGCCCGUGGGGUGCCCUCCAGGCCGCAAGCUUAGAAGCACUCGCUGAAAAGCACUCGCUGAAAACCCAUUCCACGAGUCCAUAGAUAUUCUUGUAGCAUUGCCAGUGCCAGUUUUCCAUGUCCCAGUCGAGUAGCUAGCACCCGUGCUCACUGACCCGGACAAACAGAAUACCUAUCCGAGUAUUCUCUCCAUCGUCACAGCCGCAGUUGCAAACUCCCAAGAUGAAGCGAAAGGAAGCGCCUGAUCUUGGCGACACCACCAAGCCCCCCAAGCGCAAGCGAAACAUCGUCGUCGAGGCUCCCACUUCCGAAGAGGUACACAGCUCGCGGCAACUACGGCAACUCCUCACCUUCGAACAAGAUCUUCGCAAAGCAAGACAUGGGCUCCAGUCCUUCAAGGACCUGCUCGACGGCGUCCUCAACGAACAUGGCACCAAGGACCCCUACAAACUCGAGAUUGUCACUCAGUAUCUCGAGCUCACCAAGCCGAGAGACGUCCAGGACGAACCACCAGUCUACCUAUCCGACAUCAUGGAGAUGUGGAGCAUGGCCUCUCAAAUGGCCAACGAGAACGUCAUGUCGGCUGUCGCUGUCGUCCUCGCUCUUCUCUUGAAGCUCAUUGCCUCGGAUGUCGAUUUGGUCGAAUAUGGGCUAGGCAUUGGUCGCACUCUUCUUCAGAAGCGCCAGCAGGAGCUGCUGGCCAAGAAUCUUUCCGCAGACAAGGGCAAGGAUUUCAUAAUCUCGCCCACUCUGAGGUUGAUCAGAGAAGUUGUUUGUAUGGACGGCGGUGCAUUGGCCGUCUCGGCUUUCAGGGCCAGAAAUUACACCUACAAAUCCCUGGCCAGGAACAUGGGCUUGCGCUUCCUCGGCGAAGGCAUCGAGGACCUCAAGAGGCCAAGUGUCAGAACAAACGCUGUUAGAGUCCUGCUUGCCAGUCUGAAAUUCCUCCAUGCGGAAGCGAAGCGAGACCUCCUGUCCCAGAGGGAUGUUGUGGCCGCCUUGAUGAGAGGCAUCAAGGAAGACCCCCCCUCCCUGAUUUUCGAGAUCUUGAACACCUUGAAGACCUCUGUUGUGCUCGACCAGAAGCUCUCGAAAGAAGCCAAAAUCAGGAUACUCAACGCUCAGUCCUUGAUUCGCAUCGCUUCGUUAUACACAUACCAUCAUAGUCAGAUCUCCGAUGACAAUGAGCAGUCGGUAGAAGAGGCAGCUCAUCAGUUCCUUCUGGCAGCUUGCACGACUGCAAGCUCCGGCAUUCUCCGCACUCAGAACGGGUUUUAUCCGGAAGGCGUCGAUGCAAAUAUUGCAGCCACUUCAGAGUCCAAUGACGAUGAUAACGGUUUGGCGAGCAUUCCUUGGAUGGACAAGUUUAGUGAAGAAGUUCCCGUGCGCAAUCUUUUGCUUUCAGAGUUCAUCUUGACACUCAAGCCGUGGUCGAGCUUGAAGCAGAAUGAGUUGCUUGUUGCCAUAUUCAAGGCAUGCCCUGAAUUGGUCGCCAACUACUUCGUGAACAAGAGGACUUUUAACUUCGACCCGACGCUCUCAGCGACUUGGAUAGGCUACUCGACAUUGCUCUUCAACACUAUCCGAUUAGACAUCCCGCCAUUUUUAGGCCAUUCGAAGAGGUUCGCAAGGAUACCACCCCCGACCGCUACUGCUCUUUGCAAUAUUCUGCCGCUCCCGCUUGAUCUCAAAGCUAUAACGAAAUGCUUAAACCACAAGUCCAAGCUUAUCUCAUUCUUUGCGAUACGUCUGCUUGUGAUUGCACUGGAAAAGUUGGCGGAUGUCCUGGAGAUUUACAAGAAAGCUGCCAAGGCGUCUGAUAACCUGUGGCACGAUGCUGCUCGUAGGCUUGUCGACGAAUUUUGUAAGAGAGUACCUAGUCUCAAGGAUGUCGUAACUGCAUACAAAGGCCUGUCGGAUGAUGAUCUUCUACAGCGAGAUGCUGCCAGUCGGUUGCUGGUCUUGUAUCAUGAAGCAAUCCCCCAGAUAGCUCUUGCGGCGAAAUAUGACUUUUCACCUAUGCUCUCGGCCGCCAUCAAAAGAUUUGAGGAUGGUGCGGUGGAAGAACAGGCGCCCAUGCGGCUGUUGGAGCUUGAAAAUCUCUUCACAACGGCAAAGUAUUCACCGGGUAUGAAAUGGUUCGCCAAAAGCAAAGACUCCCCAGUGUCACCGUUUGUAACUCUCUUGAAGCUGUAUGUGGAAAACACCAAGGGACUCACGGCAGCGACAGUCACAAAGGUCCUUCGGUUUGUAGCCGAGGAGCACGAACUAAUCUCACGAGAUUCGCCAAAGUCGGGUCUACAACCUCUGCUGUCCGCUUUGCGAGGUUGUGACGGACUGCAAAAAGAGAUCUGGUUAUUCCUGGAUAAUUGCGCAGAACGGUGUGCAAGAUCGCCCAUCAAGUACCUGGAAAUGAUAUACGAGCUGCCCGCAGUGAACAGCGACCCGGCUGAUGAUGGAGCCGAUGAGGUUUUAAGUCCUCUGAUAACCGUUAUUGCCGAGCAACUGCCUUUCUUCGUAAAGCCAACGACGGAGAAGGUGUUGCUGACUAGGAUGGCUCAGUUGUUGUCGAGCUACCUGGCCCAGCUGCAAGCGGCAGGGGUUAGGAAAUCACUGCUUCAAGCAGUUUUGACCAAACUAGCUCUAGCCUUCGGUGAUUCCAAGGCUCGAAAACACUUAUUAAUUCCGGAACAAACAGUCUCUCCAGAACCAAUGGAUAUCGAUGGAGCCAGUCCUCAGGGAAACAGCGACAGCUUGAAUGACGACAACACUCAGAUAAGCCAGGAACAAUUAGAGGAGACGCUUUCUGUACCAAUCACAGUAAGCAAGGAUAACAGCGCAUUGGUUAAAUGGGCUACCAAGUCAGCAGAAGAACUCGUUGAAGAAGGUUAUGCUGCUUCGGUGGUAUGGCUUCUUUCGUCCGAGCAUCGCAGUAUUCGAAAAGAAGCCCUUACGAGCAUUGUCAAGAUCGCGGCAAAGGUCAAAGAAUCAGCCUAUGAGGAGAAUGCGCAAGUCUGGCUUUUGUUAUCAGAACUCAUUGAGACUGUGCGACAGAACAGAGAUGCUACCGUUCCUAACACGAUUCUGGCUUUCGUCUGUCGAGCACUCGACAUCAUUAGGAACCCUACACACAGCCUCUAUCCGAAGAUCAACACCUUCCUCACCCGUGGCCCUAGCUGGGAUCUGGACAAGCUUCCAUUGGUACAGGAUAUAGUACAAGAGCAGCCAACUGAGGAUGGCGCCUAUUAUACCGAAAUUAGCUGGCUGCUUUCCUACUUGCUCGACAGCAUCCGGACCGCUGAGGAUGUAGGACUACUGCACAAGCGAAAAGUGUUCGAGCGGGUAUUUGCACUUUACUGCAACCCCUAUAUGGGCCCGAACUUGCGUAGCCAAAUCUUAAGGAUACUGUACCGAACUAGCACCAUGUCUGGAGGUAGCGACACCUUGCUAACUCGAUUCGGGGCCGCCAGCUGGUUAGAACUUCAAAAAGCGACCAGCAGUAGUGACAAUGGAAUCUACCGAGCGCUGAUCAGCAGAUUAUGGAAUACCUGCGACCAGAAGAGGAUCGCAACUUGGAGUCGAGACUCGAUCCAAGCGUUGAUGGAAAAUCCAUGAGGGCAUAUGGAAAGGGAUUAAUGCAAUAGUCAAAGUAGACUAAUAGUGUAGAGGAUUUAUGUAUACCCCUGAAUAAGAUAUUCAACACACUUGGCACUUGCUCUUACAGAGCUGGCUAGGAAGUGCACGAAAAUCGAGCCUCUCCUGUCUUGCAGACAUGAGUGCCUAGAAUACCUGCCUAA